Molecule: messenger RNA, 816 nt
Organism: Aspergillus pseudonomiae
Lineage: Eukaryota; Fungi; Ascomycota; Eurotiomycetes; Eurotiales; Aspergillaceae
Exons: 1
Coding region: 1-816 (271 amino acids)
Source: RefSeq, a predicted model, not a curated record
AUGAGUCGCUGUCUUCAAUCGGGUCCGCCAGUUAUACUUUCAAUGGAUGUUUGCAGUCAAGACGAUAGUGAAUACAGGGUACUGAUUCAAGGUCGUGUUAGAUACUUGACUAUUGCCCGCGGUACAUAUGACAGGUCAACCCUAUCUAUGCCUUUGGACUCCUUGCCAGAUUUACCUGAAAGCGAGUCUUGGAACCGAGCACACAUUAGUCGAGAGUCUAUGACAGGUGAGCUCAAAGCAGAAUUCUGGAAUGAAACUUUACCUGAAGUUCAGGAUAUUUGGCAUCCUAACUAUUUUGACUGCUUGGAGCUGCAAAGAGUGAAACAAAUAACCGCAGCUACAUAUGAGGCAACUUUCUCGAGCCAGGGGUUAUCCACUUCAUCGAAACCUAUGCCAACGGCCAUCGCCAAGAUUGCACGAUUCUGGUGGGAAAUACCUCGCUUGUCGCAGGAGACUCGUAUAUACAAGACUCUAGAAAAUACCGGCCUCGCCCCACGAUUCCUCGGCCAUAUUCAUGAAAAUGGUCGUGUGAUCGGAAUUUUGUUAGAAAAACUUGAAGGCCGUGAAGCAAAUAUUAAGGACUUACCAGCUUGUAUAUCUGUUCUCAAGCAGCUCCAUACUAUCGGCAUUCAUCAUGGCGAUGUCAACAGAUAUAACUUCAUUGUUCAGAAUGACGCGGCAAGACUGAUUGACUUUGAGAGAAGCCAGAUAUGUCACGGUGAUGCAGCAUCCCUGGAAGCUGAGAUGGCAAGUCUGAAUGGUCAAUUGAAUGAGCGCACAGGACGUGGCGGAGGAUUCCAGUUCAACGAAGCAUAA